This is a messenger RNA of Clupea harengus (Atlantic herring), 1344 nucleotides long. Its product is annotated as E3 ubiquitin-protein ligase TRIM35-like. Bases 1 to 1344 code for a protein of 447 amino acids. The transcript is spliced from 5 exons. Gene Ontology annotation, molecular function: zinc ion binding; protein binding. Lineage: Eukaryota; Metazoa; Chordata; Actinopteri; Clupeiformes; Clupeidae. The record is from RefSeq and is a predicted model, not a curated record.
AUGGCAUCUAAAAGCUUUCUACCUGAAGAGGAUUUCACCUGUCCUGUUUGCUUUGACAUUUUCAAGGAUCCCGUCCUUCUUUUGUGUAGUCACAGCUUCUGCAAAGUCUGCCUUCAGAAGUUCUGGAGAGAGAAGAAAUCUAAGGAGUGUCCAGUUUGUAGAAAAAAAUCUUCAAUGGACAAUCCACCACUGAAUUUGUCUUUGAAGAACUUAUCUGAGUCUUUCCUGAAGGAGAAGAGUCAGAGGGCUUCAGGAGGGUCUGAAGUACUCUGCAGUCUGCACGGUGAGAGACACAAGCUGUUCUGUCUGGAGGAUAAACAGCCCAUAUGUGUGGUGUGUCAGGCUUCCAGGAAACACUCAGGACACCAAUUCCUUCCCAUAGAUGAAGCUGCACUAGAUUAUAAAGAACAGCUCAAGGCUGUACUGAAACCCCUGCAAGAUAAAGUGAAAGAAUUUGAAGAAGUGAAGAAAACAUUUGACCAAACAGCCAGUCACAUUAAGGUCCAGGCCCAUCAGUCAGAGAAGCAGAUCAAGAAGGAGUUUAAGAAGCUUCAUCAGUUUCUGAAAGAUGAAGAGGAUGCCAGAAUAAGAGCACUAAAGGAGGAAGAGAAGCAGAAGAGUUUUAUUAUGAAAGAGAAGAUUCAAGAAUUGAGCAAGGAGAUGUCCAUUCUUUCAGAUACAAUAACCGCCAUUGAAAAGCAGAUGGUUGCUGAAGACAUAAUCCUCUUGCAGAGAGUUUCAGGAGCUCUGAUUGAUGUGGCAAAGCACCUGGGCAACCUGAAGUUCAGAGUCUGGGAGAAGAUGAAGGACAUAGUUCGGUUCACUCCUGUAGUGUUGGACCCAAACACUGCAAACCCAUCGCUCUUCAUUUCUGAGGAUCUGACCAGCUUUAAAAUGAUAAAUUCUACAAAGACAGUCCCCAACAAUCCAGAAAGAUUUAAUGUCAGUGAAUGUGUCCUGGGCUCUGAGGGCUUCAACUCAGGGUCACACUCCUGGGAUGUUGAAGUUGGAGACAGUACAUGCUGGUAUGUGGGUGUGACCCCAGAGUCCAACCAGAGGAAGGGGGACACCUUCACAUGGGGGAGAGUGUGGUGUGUGGGGUUUGGAGGGGGGUUUAUAGGGCAUGUGCAUUUAUUGAAACAGAACCUCCACACACUCAGAGUGCAUCUGGAUUUGGAUAAAGGACAGGUGUCAUUCUCUGAUCCUAUAAAAAAUACACACUUACACACUUUCAAACACACAUUCGCUGAGAAAGUCCUUCCCUUCUUCUACAGCCGCAGUUCACCACUGAGUAUUUUAACACUGAAGCCCUCGGUGACCAUUGAACAACGCAGACUAUGUUGA